Messenger RNA from Cylicostephanus goldi, 303 nucleotides. Lineage: Eukaryota; Metazoa; Nematoda; Chromadorea; Rhabditida; Strongylidae. The record is from the annotation of a GenBank genome assembly.
AUGGCAUCCGGCAGUGCACUGGUUUCGGCACCAUCUUUACAAAAAGGAAUAGCUCUAGAGAUGGAGUUGACUAUAGCGGAAGGUUUCUCCAACCCUAUGGCUCCAGUAGACCAACCACUAUCGCCGCAAGCUCCUGUGGCUCAUGUUUCUAUCGUUUUCGAGACAACUUGCGCUGAUAGCUCUUGCGUGCUCUACAUGAUCGAGGUGGAAGCCCCAUGGAACGGACGAAAACUUCUCAGUUCCGGUUCCUUGCUGCUUUUAACGGUACCCAACCACGGCGAGUCUGGUCUCAUAGCAUUUUGA